Messenger RNA from Salvelinus fontinalis (brook trout), 3275 nucleotides. RefSeq names its product solute carrier family 13 member 2-like. Gene Ontology annotation, cellular component: membrane. NCBI's taxonomy places the organism in Eukaryota, Metazoa, Chordata, Actinopteri, Salmoniformes, Salmonidae. The transcript is spliced from 13 exons. Gene Ontology annotation, biological process: monoatomic anion transmembrane transport. Gene Ontology annotation, molecular function: transmembrane transporter activity. The record is from RefSeq and is a predicted model, not a curated record. The coding region runs from base 27 to 1838 and encodes 603 amino acids.
CUACUCUCUGGAUAUCUGGACCAGCCAUGGUGGUGUGUCUGACUGGGCUAUGGAGGUAUCGGAAUUACCUGAUCAUAUUCCUCACCCCACUGUUGAUUCUACCUCUACCCAUAAUAGUUGGGGGACCGGAGGCUAGUUGUGGCUAUGUGAUCAUCCUGACGGCCCUGUACUGGUGUACAGAGUGCAUGCCCCUGGCUGUGACCGGUCUGCUGCCUAUCAUCCUCUUCCCUAUGAUGGGCAUUAUGGAGUCAAGCGAGGUGUGUACCCAGUACAUGAAGGACUCUAACAUGCUGUUCGUUGGAGGGCUGUUGAUGGCUAUAGCUGUGGAACACUGGAACCUUCACAAACGCAUCGCCCUCAGAGUACUUCUCGUAGUAGGGGUGAGGCCUGCCCUUCUGAUGAUGGGCUUCAUGGGCACCACAGCCUUCCUGUCCAUGUGGAUCGGUAACACAGCCUCCACUGCCAUGAUGCUGCCCAUCGCUAAUGCUGUGCUGAAGCAGCUGUGUGACACUGAGGCCCAGGCAGAGGAGAGGGAGAUGGACCUGAUGGCCAUCAGAGGGGCCGGGCCCAGGACUGGGAUACCUAAGGGCCAGGACAACCAAGCCUUUGAUAUGGAUGAUGGAGGUGCUACUAAAUGUGCAAAGGAUGUCAAGCCCAUGAAGAAUGUAAUUCAGUUAGAGCCCGAGCCAGAGGUGGAGGAGAGUCCGGAGGCGAGGGAGAGGAAGCUAAAGAGGGAGGCUAAGUACCUGAAACUGGAUAAAGGCAUGAGUCUCAGUGUGUGUUACUCUGCCAGCAUCGGAGGAACAGCCACCCUCACCGGCACCGCCCCGAACCUCAUCCUCAAAGGACAGAUCGACGAACUGUUCCCAGGAAAUGGAGACAUCAUCAACUUUGCCAGCUGGUUUGGUUUCUCCUUCCCCAACAUGGUUCUGAUGCUGAUCAUCUCCUGUCUGUGGCUGCAGUUUAUGUACCUGGGCUGCAACAUGAAGAAGUUGUUUGGCUGUGGAACGAAUAAAGAUGGUGACAAGGAGGCGUACGGGGUGAUAAAGAAUGAGUAUAAGAAGCUGGGCAGUGUGUCCUUCGCUGAGGGCUGCAUCCUGGUGAUGUUAGUCCUGCUGGUCCUGCUCUGGUUCACCAGAGAACCAGGCUUCAUGCCCGGCUGGGCCGCUGUGCUCUUCAACAAGGACAAACCGUAUGUCACUGAUGGCACAGUGGCCAUGUUGAUGUCAACGCUGUUCUUUGUGAUCCCAUCCCAACUACCCAGAUGUGGCGGGUACUCUGAGGAUGGGAAGCCCCUGAAGGCCCCUCCCACCCUGCUCAACUGGGACGUGGUCCAUAAGAAGAUGCCCUGGAACCUUCUCCUGCUAGUGGGAGGAGGCUUCGCUCUGGCCCGGGGCAGCGAGACGUCUGGUCUGUCUCAGUGGCUAGGAGAAAGUCUGGCCCCCCUGCAGUCCAUCCCUCCCGUUGCCAUCUCUUUCCUCCUGUCUCUACUCAUCGCCACUUUCACUGAGUGCUCCAGUAACGUAGCUACUACCACAUUGUUCCUGCCUAUACUGGCCUCUAUGGCCGUAGCCAUUAAGCUCCACCCGCUGUACGUCAUGCUGCCCUGCACCAUCUGUGCCUCGCUGGCCUUCAUGUUGCCGGUGGCCACGCCCCCUAAUGCCAUCGCCUUCUCCUAUGGCAACCUCAAAGUCAUGGACAUGGUGAAGACUGGAUUCGUGCUGAACAUUAUUGGUGUCAUCACCAUCAAUAUCGCCCUGAACACCUGGGGAGCAGCCAUGUUCAAUCUCAACACCUUCCCUGACUGGGCCAAUGUUACCACCAUACCCACCCCUUGAUCCAGAGACACCAGGAAGGAAGGAAGGAGGGAAGGAGGAGGAGGAGGAAGAGAGUGGAGGGAUGGGAAGAGGGGAGAGAUGCUGUAUGUACACCUCUAUCUGGGGCAGGCUGUAAACAGAAGACAGUGCUGAUGGUCAACCCACUCAGGGUGAUCUAAAGCUGCUACUGUAUACACACUCCAUAAAACAACACACACAGUAUCUGUUUACCGGUUGGACUGGUACUCCUCCUCCACUCUGUCAAAGUUUUGAUUGAUUUGAAUACAUUUAAAUUAAUCUAUUUUUUGUACAGCUAGCUAUGCAGGUCGUAUUUUAUCCUUUUUGGGAUAGCCAAAUCUGCUUAAGUUUAGAGGAGCGGACACGAGGUGAAAAUACUGUGUCUGUUUGGGGAACAGAACAGAACAGAAUAGAAUAUAACUUUAUUUGAGGUUAGGGGAUUAUAAGGGUAAUCUAUGAGAUCAUUUAUGUUUCUCUGAACACAUCAUUAUGUCAACAACAACAAACUAACAAACAUCUAUUUCAUGUGAAUGGCAAUCUGUGUUGGAAUGCAAAUGUUAUUUUAAUGUCAGGAACUCCAUCAGUGGCAUAUUAUUAUGAAACGUUGCGCUCUUAGUCCUUACAGCUGUUGCACAAAAUGUAUAUAUUUUUUAUUAUUGUUUCAACAGUUUUUAUGUCUACUGUAUUAAAUGCUGCACACACAACCACUCUAAAUAGGAGAAUAAUUUAAAGUGUCCAAGUACACGCCAUCUCAAACUAAAUGUGGAAUUAUUUGUAUUGGUAAUAAUUGCAUUAUAGUUCAUGUCUGAUGAUGACAUUACUAUUUGGGUUGCACAUUGAUUUUUGGCUUCAUACAUUUUGUGGCACUGCUCCCUUCAUACCCACUUCCUGUAGGAUUGCAGAAUAUGAAUUUGGGCAAAAAUGAUGACCUCAAAUCCCAUUGCCACCCAUAGGAUUAUGCCCACUGACGGAGACCCCAAUUGGUUUGAAGGGUACGGAAGGCAAAUCCUUUCUAUUUCAAUGUUCUUAUUGUUCUUUUCAAUUAUAUAGCUUUCAGAUAAUUCAGAAUCCUUUCAAAACAGUAGGUUAAAAAAUUAAGGAAAAUACUAAAUUAUAAUUUAGGGUAAAGAAGGAAAUGAAUAAAAUGUAAUUACAAUUUAUAGAAUUAAUUAAAGGAACAACUGACAGGAUUACUUUUCCAUGACCUAGGGUCAUCAGGGCGGUUGGAAAUAAAAUGAGAUGUAAAAACAUUUGGGUUAUAAUCUUGGUAACAUUCUGCCGUGAUCAUUGCAUGGUAGUGUCACUCAGAGAACAAACAAGAGAAACACUCAGUGGUUCCAUGCAUAGUCAGGUGGUAGGGUGGUUUUAUGCAUAGUCGGGUGGUAGGGUGGUUCCAUGCAUAGUCGGGUGGUAGGGUGGUUCCAUGCAUAGUCGGGUGGU